This is a messenger RNA of Trichoderma atroviride IMI 206040, 411 nucleotides long. RefSeq lists its product as uncharacterized. The record is from RefSeq and is a predicted model, not a curated record. NCBI's taxonomy places the organism in Eukaryota, Fungi, Ascomycota, Sordariomycetes, Hypocreales, Hypocreaceae.
AUGAAGGCCACGCUCGUCCUAUUUACGCUUUCCUCAGUGGCUCUUGCGGCACCAGUUGCACAAGACGCCAAGCGUGAACAGCUCCAGAACCUCUUCUACGUCCCUGCCGGGGCUGAGGGUGAGGCGCCAGCAAAGCGUGAGCAGCUGCAAAAUCUCUUCUAUGUGCCUGCUGGUGCUGAGGGCGAAACUCCGGCCAAGCGUGAACAGCUUCAAAACCUCUUUUACGUCCCUGCCGGCGCUGAAGGCGAGACUCCAGCAAAGCGUGCAAAGCGUGUAAAGCGUGAGCAGCUGCAGAAUCUCUUCUAUGUACCUGCCGGUGCCGAAGGCGAGACUCCAGCCAAGCGUGAGCAGCUUCAAAACCUCUUUUAUGUUCCCGCUGGCGCUGAAGGCGAGACGCCAGCCAAGCAGUAA